Sarcophilus harrisii (Tasmanian devil) is the source of this 2649-nucleotide messenger RNA. It is a transcript of the gene RFX5, whose product is annotated as regulatory factor X5. Gene Ontology annotation, molecular function: RNA polymerase II cis-regulatory region sequence-specific DNA binding; DNA-binding transcription factor activity, RNA polymerase II-specific. NCBI's taxonomy places the organism in Eukaryota, Metazoa, Chordata, Mammalia, Dasyuromorphia, Dasyuridae. Gene Ontology annotation, biological process: regulation of transcription by RNA polymerase II. The record is from RefSeq and is a predicted model, not a curated record. The transcript has 11 exons. The coding region runs from base 619 to 2415 and encodes 598 amino acids.
CCUUCAGCCUCAGAAUAACUAAGGGAGUAACAAUCCGUGGGGCCCGGAGAUGUUCCCUGUGCCCAUUGUGGACGCACACGUAUUUGUAAUCGUACAGCAUCGUGCUGUUGAGAGCUGGGAAGGCCCUCACGAGAUGACCGCAUCCCGGGUCACUCACUAUUAUUCCCCCUCCCGAGGAAGCCGCGCUCGUGGCCGCGCUUUCACUCGGACUCACGGGAGCCCGCCCGGCUGGGUGAGGAGGCAGACUUGAGCUGCUGCCGAAGGGAGAGAGGCGCUGCAUCUCAGGGAGGUGGCAAGGACCAAUAGCAGACGGGGCCGGCUGGUGUAUCCGGGCAGAUUGGGGCGGAACCAACCAAUCAAAAAAAAAAAAAAAAAGGCCAAGCUACGAGUGGAGCCGGGACCGUGAAGCCGACCUAGAGUCGCGGUGGCUCGGAGGACCCUGGGAUGGCUCAAGUUUGGAGGACUUUGCCAAGUUUCCCUGCACUUGUGAGGGGAAGCAGGUAGUGCCGGUGGGGCCCCGGCUCCCGAUUGUUUUGUUCCUCCUUGAAGUGACUGCAGGGGCGCCAAGAGUAGGGAAGGUGUCCCGGAUUUCAAUCGGCCCCAAGUUCUGAUGCCAAGAUGGCAGAAGAUGAACCUGAUGCUAAAAGCCCCAAGACCGGUGGCGCAGCCCCUGGGAGUGGAGAUGCCGGAGAGCCCACCACUCUCCUGCAGAAGCUCCGAGGGUCCAUCUCCAAGGCCGUGCAGAGCAAAGUAGAGGGGAUCCUGCAAGAUGUGCAGAGAUUCUCGGACAACGACAAGCUGUAUCUUUACCUUCAGCUCCCCUCGGGCCCCAGUGGUGGAGAUAAAAGCAGCCUGGAACCAAGUGCACUCAGCCACGAUGAGUACAUGUAUGCCUACAGAUGGAUUCGAAACCACCUGGAGGAGCACACGGCCACAUGUUUGCCAAAGCAGGAUGUUUACGAUGCUUAUAGAAGGUACUGUGAGAGCUUAGCCUGCUGCCGCCCACUCAGCACUGCCAACUUUGGCAAAAUCAUUCGGGAAAUCUUCCCUGACAUCAAGGCUCGGAGGCUGGGAGGCCGGGGCCAAUCCAAAUACUGCUACAGUGGUAUCCGAAGAAAGACCCUGGUAUCUAUGCCACCCUUGCCUGGACUUGACCUCAAGGGCUCAGAGAGUCCAGAGGUGGGCCCAGAAGUAGGCCCAGGUCCCCGGGACGAACUAGUGGAAGCGGCCUGUGCCCUGACCUGUGACUGGGCGGAGCGCAUCUUGAAGCGCUCCUUCAGCUCCAUCGUCGAGGUGGCCCGGUUCCUGCUGCAGCAGCAUCUCAUCUCUGCCCGAUCUGCUCAUGCACAUCUGCUCAUGGCCAUGGUGCUUGCUGAUGAACCUGAUCGGCCUCCACGGGAUCCCUCCUCUGCUACCAAGAAUGGUCUGGAGAACCCAGAUGGAAGAGCCUACAAAGGGCAGCCCCAGCCCCCCAAGGAGCUGGAGGCCCGAACUGGGUCUGCCCCCCCACUUCGGGGGGAGCGUAAGAAAGCUGCAGAAACCUCAGCCCCGGUGGCCAGCAGCCCCCAAGUGAAUGCUCUAGUUGCCCGACUACCUGUGCUCCUCCCCCGGGUGCCCCAGCCCCAACUUCCUCGGCCACUCCGAGUCUCCCCACCAGUCCUAGCCCCCAAACUUCCCUCAGGUACCUUAAAAGUCACUACAUUGCCUUUGCCCAGUGGGGCCGGGGUAUCCCGGGGAACUCUGCCCAUCAUCAACAUGAUCUUGCCCACUGUAUCUGCUGUGCCUAUACCUGGGAGAGCUCCACAGGAAAGUCCUACCCCGACCCAAGGCCUUGAGAAAAACAGGGAGGUGGGCCCCGGGCUGGGCAAGGGUAUGAAGAGGACAGCUGAAGUGCCUAUGAGUGACCCCAGAGGACAGGAGCUAACUGCCAAAGCAUUGAACCAGGAUCCAGAAGAAAUCGAUGCCAAGCGUAAAAGAGGGCGUCCUCGAAAGAAAUCAAACAGUGAGGGGGAGCAGAGCUCCUCCUCUGAGAAACCACUGCCCGCUGCAGACUCGGCCCAUUCCCCCAGGGUACCACAGGACUCUUGGGGCUUUGGAGGGGAGAGUGACCUGGCUAGAGGGUCAAUGGGAAAGGAGGAGGAGAGAAAAGUGCCUUCUCUUGGCCAGGAAGAUAGCACUGAUUUCAAGGGAGGAAGGGAACCUAGUGCCCAAUAUGCCAAAGAAAUAGGGGAUAGAAGUCUGGUCACUUCUAAAGUGAGUGUCAUCAGGGGCAACAGAAGCUGGGAGGAGGGCCUCCAGUCCAUGGGUAAAGAGGCAGCAGAACCCAUAGGGCAAGGUAAUGAAGAUCCAAAAGGAACAGGAUCUCAAGGCUCCUUAUUCUUUGGACAUAAAGAUCCCAAAGCCACACCCCCUUAGUAGGUACAUGGUGGGAGAGGGGGGAGAUUUUGAAUAUCCCACAUGCCCCUAAUAAGGGUCCCUUUUCUGAUCCUGCUUGGUCUUGGCCAUGCCCAAGGUCUCCCUGUCUCGGUCUCCUUUCCCUUACAGACUUUGAUGUUUCCCAGUCUCCUCUCCCUCCCUUUGCCUUUCCCAGCCUAGUACUAGUACCCUUGGAUUCAAUACUACCUAUCAAUAAACCUGCCAUGUCCCCUC